Molecule: messenger RNA, 1065 nt
Organism: Salmo salar (Atlantic salmon)
Lineage: Eukaryota; Metazoa; Chordata; Actinopteri; Salmoniformes; Salmonidae
Product: protein cornichon homolog 3-like
Biological process (GO): vesicle-mediated transport
Source: RefSeq, a predicted model, not a curated record
AUAGGUUAACUGUGGUUUGAAGACGCUGUUUAUUAUGCCUAGUGCCAGGAUUGUUGGGGAGAUACCAUCACAUAGUAGCCGACAAGAUUCUCUUUAGUCACUGUAUGGAUAACAUUUACCUGUCAAAAGCAGUAUUCCUAACCUGGAUGCUUUUGUGCAUCAUUUGGAUCUCUUGAUAUCAAUUUCAAGACCUCGCUUGGACUUUGCUAUUGUGUAACAAUGUCUGUCCGUUUUCACCACGUCGAGUCCACUGGUCUAAUUUCCAAUUAAAACAUUUAGCGGCAACACGUUUGGACUUCAAAGUGAGACCGCGGACGAGCGUUUCGUUGGACGUUUGCAACAAUUUGUUGCAACAUUCAGGGCUAAGUGAUGGUGUCAUUAUCACUUAUUUUUGCCAUGGCAACAUAAUCAUUUAAAAAAAUAAUUCAGCCGAGUCCUCUUUUGGGAGAUAUUCCUCGUGGUAUUCAAUUAUGUUCACUUUCGCUGCCUUCUGCUAUAUGCUGUCGCUGGUCCUCUGUGCUUCUCUGAUCUUCUUUGCGAUUUGGCAUAUAACAGCCUUUGAUGAGCUGCAGGCAGACUUUAAGGUCCCCAUCGAUCAGGGCAAUCCACUCCAUGCGAGAGAGCGACUCCGGAACAUUGAGAGGAUCUGCUGCCUGCUGAGAAAGUUGGUGCUCCCAGAAUACUCUAUCCAUGGGCUGUUCUGUAUCAUGUUCCUGUGUGCCCAGGAGUGGCUGACAGUAGGCCUCAACAUCCCCCUCCUCUUCUACAACACAUGGAGGUACUUCCACAGCCCCACAGACACUAAGGAGCUCCUCUACGACCCAGCCUCGGUCAUGAACGGAGACACGCUCAAGUUCUGCCAAAAAGAGGCCUGGUGCAAGAUGUCCUUCUUCGUCCUCUCCUUCUUCUACUAUCUCUACUGCGUGUACUGGACCUGACCUGCCAUGUGGUGCUCCGCUGGCCUUCUACUAUAUGGUCUACUCCUUGGUAACCUCAUAACAGCAGAACUCUCUGUAUUUGAGCCAUCCUCCGGAUAUCAGAGACUGAUUUCUGGAAUAUGAUUUA